Molecule: messenger RNA, 9432 nt
Organism: Diabrotica virgifera virgifera (western corn rootworm)
Lineage: Eukaryota; Metazoa; Arthropoda; Insecta; Coleoptera; Chrysomelidae
Product: zinc finger protein ZFP2-like
Exons: 5
Coding region: 619-2319 (566 amino acids)
Biological process (GO): regulation of transcription by RNA polymerase II; central nervous system development
Cellular component (GO): nucleus
Molecular function (GO): DNA-binding transcription factor activity, RNA polymerase II-specific; RNA polymerase II cis-regulatory region sequence-specific DNA binding
Source: RefSeq, a predicted model, not a curated record
UAAUAAAUAAAUAAAUAACAGUAGAAAUAAUUAUUUAUUGCAUGUACUCUGUACUGUAUUUUACAAAUUGUAAUUGUAUUCUUUAUAAUAUCUUUAUUCUUGUAUAACUUGUAUUUGGAGUUUUGAGACUGGCGUGGUGAAUGUGGUGAUAUUCACUCACGUGAAAGCUGAUAGUAUUAGUAUGCACCAGCACCCUACAAAAUUGAAAAAUAUGCCUAUUAGUAUUAUAAGAUAAUGUACAUAGUUCGAAACUUUCAAGACCAUUUACUAUGAAGUAUUUAGAAAAUACAUUUUUCAAAAUGUUUACAGAAGUCAUGGUUCAGUUAAUUGAGUAGUAAAAUUGUUUAUUUACAGUUUAGCCAUUUUGUUCCUGUUUUCAUACACUCUGUGCCUCCAUGUACUUACAAAAAUUAUUCUUCUAUUCUAUAUAGUUUCGCUUUCACUGUGCUAUCUAUCUGUCGCCCCGUUCAGUGACCAGUGAGUUUGUCUUUGUGUUCAGCAGUAGGGUCACUCUCGAUUUUGAUGGUUCCAAUUUUGUAAUCCACGACUGAGACAAAAUUUUGAAAGCUGUUCAGUGUCGCAAUAGAUUCAGUGUUCAGCUUUUUUCAUUUAUUAACUAUGGAAUCUAACAUUGAAAUCAAGGAAGAGUCUGCUGAAUGUGGCGAAAGUCACAUAAUGAAUCAGUUAUUCACAUCAACCGAUCUUGAGGACUUAAAGAAUGGACCAGCAGGUAAUUCAGCUAAAGCUAGGGCAGUAAAAGCUGAAAUUAAGGAAGAUUUUGUUGAAGAUGAUCCAAUGCAUACAGAGGGUCAGGUAUCCACCUCCCUUGAUCUCAGAGACUUAAAGAAUGAACCAGAUGGGUAUAUCUCAGAUAGGACAGUAAAACCUGAAAUUAAGGAAGAUUUUGUUGAAGGUGAUCCAAUGUUUACAGAGAGUCAGGUAUCCACCUCCUUUGAUCUGAUAGACGUAAAGAAUGAACCAGAUGAGGAUAUCUCAGGUCGGGCAAUAAAACCUGAAAUUAAGGAAGAUUUCGUUGAAGAUGAUGUCAGAUAUACAGAGGCCCAAGUAUCCACCUCCAUUGAUCUGGGGGAAUUAAAGAAUCGACCAAAUGAGGAUAUCUCAGGCUUUCUUGGAGAGGACAACAUAUCGGAAACUACGAAAACAAUAUCUGUACAUUCAUAUGAUGAAGAACAACCAAUGCUUCGACAUAUUGAAGAAAAUACAGUAAAGUGUGAAAUUUGUUUUAAGCAAUUUACUCAGGCAAAUGAUUUGAAAACACAUUUGAGAGUACACACUGAGGAAAAACCUUACAAGUGUGAGAUUUGUUUAAAGCAGUUUAGUUAUCAGAGUGAUUUAAAAACACAUUUGAGAGUGCACACCGGGGAAAAACCUUAUAAGUGUGAAAUUUGUUUAAAACAAUGGAGUACAGCAAGUAAUUUGAAAAAACAUUUGAGAAUUCAUUCUGGGGAGAAAUCUCACAAGUGUGAAAUUUGUUUAAAGCAUUUUACUUAUCAGAGUGAUUUAAAAACACAUUUUAGAGUGCACACUAGGGAAAAACCUUAUAAGUGCGAAAUUUGUUUAAAACAGUUUAGUUAUUCGUGUGAUUUAAAAACACAUUUGAGAGUGCACUCAGGGGAAAAACCGUAUAAGUGCGAGUUUUGCUUUAAGCAGUUUAGUGAUUCGAGUAAUGCAAAGAGACAUAUGAAAUCGCACAUUGGGGAAAAACCUAAUAAGUGCGAAAUUUGUUUCAAGCAAUUUAUUCAAGUAGGUAAUUUGAAAAAACAUUUGAGAUUACAUACUGGGGAAACACCUUAUAAGUGCAAAAUGUGUUUCAAGCAAUUUAUGCAUGCAAGUGAUUUGACAAAACAUUUGAGAUUGCACACUGGGGAAAAACCUUAUAAGUGCGAAAUUUGUUUUGAGCAAUUUGCCCAGGGAAAUAAUUUGAAAACACAUUUGAAAAUGCACACUGGGGAAAAACCUCACAAGUGUAAAAUUUGUUUAAAGCAGUUUGCUCAUAAAUAUUAUUUGGAUAUGCACAUGAACGUUCACACUGGCAAAAAACCUUUCAAAUGCGAAAUUUGUUUUAAGCAAUUCACCUUAGAAUCUUCUUUGAAAAACCAUCUGAGAAUACACACUGGAGAAAAGCCUCACAAGUGUGACAUUUGUUGUAAGCAAUUUAGUCAAGCAGGUACUUUGAAAAGACAUUUGAGAUUGCACACUGGGGAAAAACCUUAUAAGUGUGAGAUUUGUUUUAAGCCGUUUACUCAUUCGAAUAGUUUAAAAAGACAUAUGAGGUUUCACGCUGGGGGAAAACGUUAAAAGUGCGAAAUUUGUUUUAACCCUUUUGUUUGCAAGUAGAACCCCGUAAAUCUGAACUAAUUGGGGGGACAUAUGUUCGGAUUAUCCGAAAGUUAACUUAUAAUUCAAAGCUUUAGUUGUAAGAGAGCUCUAAGUAAGAGCGGCAAACAUUCCGUCCGGAAUGACAAGCCCUGAUGAUGAUGAUGAUGAAUUCACCUUAGAAUCUACUUUAAAAAACCAUCUGAGAAUAUGUACUCACUGGAGAAAAGCCUCACAGGUGUGAGAUUUGUUUUAAGCAAUUUAGUCAAAAAGGUACUUUGAAAAGACAUUUGAGAUUGCACACUGGGGAAAACCUUUAUAAGUGCGAAAUUUAUUUUAAGCCAUUUACUCAUUCGAAUAGUUUAAUAAAAAGACAUAAUAUAUGAGGUUUCACGCUUUGGGAAAACAUUAAAGGCGGGUUGACAUUACUAGUGAAUAACGAACGUGACUCACGCCUACGUAGUUGGCCCGUGCUACACGACUAUGUAAAGAAUUGUUCGUGCAGCACGAUUGUCUCACGAAUGGUCUACGCCACGCUACGAUAGACAUUAAACAUAUUAAGACUGUAUGACACUAUACAUUUUCUUGUAUCAUUUCUAAUCGUUUCUGAUAUGUCAAAAAAAUGCAUAGUGUCAUACACAGAUACAAGAAACGAUAUCAGAAACGAUACAAGAAUUUGAAGACACAGAUUCUUGUACAAGAACUGCGCCAAUUUCUGCGCAAAGAGCAAAAACGUAAAACCUGCUGGUAAAACAUCUAAAAUGUCAUAAUUACUUACUCAUAAUGGCGGCUGAAAUGAAAAUGGGAUCAUGUAUUGAUGAAUUUAUUUGUGUUUUUGUAGGUAUUAUUUAUAAAUCUUAUAUUUAUACUUAAACCGUUUGGUAUGGACUACAGUAAAAUACAAUAGCUCCUAAUUUGGAUCAAAUUGAAGAUAAUUCUAAUGCAAAUAUUUUAGCACAAAUAUCAAAACAAAAUAAAAACACAAAUAAUCAACCUCGAACAGUCAACGUAAAAUUCUGGUUAACAUUAAAAUGUUAAUUAAAAGUUUAUAAAUUUUAUAAAAUCCUUAAAAUCAGCUGUAGAUGUAGAUGCAGUACUACCAUAACGUGACACGGGGUGACAAACAAAAUAUCGACCAAUCACGUGCCGAAUUUCAUACAAUUUUCGAUACAAGAACUUGCAUAGUGUCAUAUACAGGGCACAAAUGUACGUACAAGAAAAUGUAUACAAGAAACGAUAUUAGAAAUGAUACAAGAAAAGGCAGUGUCAUACAGCCUUUAAAUAUUUCACGUUCUAAAGACAGUCACAGAGAGUUUGUAUUUGAUUAAGCACGUGCUUUUAACCUAAAAAAUGAGCGUCUGAAUAAACGGGAAACCGUUAUGUUAGAUUUGUAGAAUUGUACGAAAGUGAUCUUGUACUCUGGAAUGAUUCUGACGCAAGGUAUAAAAAGAACGAGUAGAAAGUAUUGUUCCUCAGCUUAAAAUUGAAAAUUUUACAUUAAAACAUCUACUAGAAAAAUAAUAGCAAUUAUUUCGCAGGUUGCAGUAGUAGCCUCUAAUAUACACAUAUGUUGCAAUAGUAGCCUAGGUAUACACAUGAUGAUGACAUGUUCACUAAUAAAAUAUACAACUACCGUGCCCACUAUUAUUCGUUAUUCACUAAUAAUGUCAACCCGCCUUUAUUACUCUGGAAUGAUUCUGAUGCAAGGUUUAAAAGGAAUGACGCACGAAACGCAGCAGUAGAAAGAAAAUUGUUGCUAAGUUUGAAAUUGAAAAUUUUACAGCAAAACAUGUACUAGAGAAAUAAUAGCUAUUAUUUCGCAGGUUGUAAUAGUAGCUUUUAAUACAAAUUAUGAUGCCAUGUCCACUACUAACAUAUAAAACUCUCGUGCCCAGUGUAAACACGAUAACGUUUCUCAUGAAAUGUAUCGCACAGAAGCGUAGAUAACACUUGUUUUUUAGUGUGAACCACGUUCGUUAUUCACUAGUAAUGUAAACCUAAAACUAUAGUAAAAGAAGAAGUAACAAACUACAACAACUAUAGACGAAUAUAUCUAUUGAGUACAACAUAUAAAAUUCUAACAGCCCUCAUCAGACAAAAACUCACUCAAUUCACAGAGAAAAAGAUUGGGGACUACCAGCAAGGAGCAAGGAUUCAGAGAAGGCAGAUCCACUACAGAUGCGAUCCACAUCAGUACACAAACAAUCGAAAAUUGCCACGAACACAACAUAGAACUCCACAUCCUCUUCGUAGACUUCAGACAAGCCUUUGACUGUAUUGGAAGAAAUAAAUUAUUUAUUGAAAUGAAAAAUCAAGAUAUACCAGCAAAGUUAAUCUGAUUAACAAAAAUGACUAUGAUAGAUCUCGAGCUAAAGUAACAACAGAUAAAUGGAGCACAAAAUCAAUUGCAAUAGAAACAGGAGUGCGACAAGGCGAUUCCCUGUCAAUCACAUUAUUCAACAUAGCAGUAGAAGGAACAGUGAAAGGCCAGCAAAAUUAAAGGAACUAUAGCUUACUCCUCAACACAAAUAGUUGCAUAUACAGAUGAUUUAGUUCUUAUGGGAAGAGAUAAGGAAAGAUUAAAAGCAGUAACAAUCCUGACAAAGGAAGCACGGAAAAGAGGUCUAAAAAUUAACGAAGGAAAAACAAAAUAUCUACUCUGCUGUAAAAGAAAAGAUAACAGGACGAGAGAAAUCAAAAUAGAAAACUGCACUUUUGAAAGAGUCCAACAAUUUAAAUAUUUGGGAGUAAUAGUAAAUGGCCAAAAUAAGAGAAGUGAAGAAGUCACGGAGUGAAUACUAGCAGGCAACAAAACAUACUGGAGAUAUCAUAGGCUAAUGAAAGACAAAAACUUAUCUAGAAAUACAAAACUGAAAAUAUACAGAGUUGCAAUCAGACCAGUAGUUACGUACGCAGCUGAGACAAUGUGCCUCACGGAAAAAGAUGAAGAAAAAUUGAGAAUAUUCGAAAGGAAAAUCCUCAGAUGGAUUAUGGGCCCGAUAAGAAUGGGCAACGGAGAAAUGAGAAAAAGAAUGAACCAUGAAUUAAGAGACAUAAUGAAGGGAGAAGAUAUUGUUAGAUUUAUUAAAGCGCAGAGGCUGAGAUGGCUGUGACACAUCGAGAGAAGGAAAAACGACCUACUGAUUAAGAAAAUAACCAGAUGGAAACCAGAAAUUGAAAGACCAGGGGAAGAACCAGAGAGAGAUGGGAUGACCAGGUCAUGAGAGAUAUCAAAAUUCUGGAAGUGAGAAACUGUGAAACAUUGUAAUGAAAGCCAAGUCAUACAACAUACAAGUGGAAUGCGGAGUGAUUCAUCGCAAUAAGCGAAUCAGAGAGCUCUAAGUAAGAGCGGCAAACAUUCCGUCCGGAAUGACAAGCCCUGAUGAUGAUGAUGAUGAAUUCACCUUAGAAUCUACUUAAAAAAAUCAUCAGAGAAUACUCACUGGAGAAAAGCCUCGACAAGUGUGAGAUUUGUUUUAAGCAAUUUAGUCAAACAAGUACUUUGAAAAGACAUUUGAGAUUGCACACUCGGGAAAACCCUUAUAAGUGCGAAAUUUGUUUUAAGCCAUUUACUCAUUCGAAUAGUUUGAAAAGACAUAAUAUGAGGUUUCACGCUGGGGGAAAACAUUAAAGACGGGUUGAUAUUACUAGUGAAUAACAAACAAGCAGUGGCGGCCGGUCGGGGUCGGCAGUGCUGACCCACAAAUUUAUAGAUAUAGAUUUUUUUAAUAUUUGUAUCUGUGAAGUAAAAAAAUUUGUCAGAUAAUACAGACUAAAUUUUAUUCAUGGUUUUUAAAAGGAUUUGAUCAAUCCAAGCGUUAAGUGAUCCCUGCGCAUAACAGACUUCUCAAAAAAUGAAUGAUCCGAGCCAUUCAUCUGACUUUUCGGCUAGCCGAGCCCAACUCAUCCGUAGCUUGACGAUUUACACGUAAAACUCAACGAAAUAACAAGUCGAUGAGCAAGCGAACAUGCAUUCUCUCCAUAGGCUUUUAAGCGGCAGGUACGGCACAUCACCGAUCUGCCGGUCGGUGUUUCAUUUGGAGGCAUCGCAUCGGCAGAAAUUAUCAAAAAUAAUCACGCCGUUUUACGUCGUUUAGUUGAUAUUGUAAUUUUUUUAAGUUGUCAGGAAUUAUCAUUUAGUGGACAUAUUGGAUCGAAGCAUUUGUUAAAAAUCAAAGCAAUUAUAGAGAAUUAAUAAAAUUGUUUUAGAAAUAUUUACUUUCUGAUUCGAAGUGUAUUCGUAAUACAGAAUGAACUAAUACAUAUAAUCAAAUAGUUAUAUUUUGAAUAACGAUAUUGAAUCUGAGAUUUAGAAAACCAUUUGCUUUUCGCUGGAAGUAGAUGAAACUUCUGAUUAUCAUGUCAUUCACAAUUAUCAAUUAUUGUUGUUCGAUACGCGUUACGUGGUAAUAUUUAUGAGAGGUUUUUAGGUUUUAGAGACGUGAGUUAAAGCAAUAAGGCAAAAUAUAUUUUUGGUGUUUUAAAGAACAAAUUAAAAUUUUUUGAUAUCAAAAAUAAAUUGGUAGGGCAAACUAGGGCAAUCUUAUGACGGCGUUGCUGUGAUGUGUGGUGAAUUGAAUGGUCUCCAGGCAAAAGUUAAAACUAUUGCAUUACAAGCUUUAUUUAUUCACUAUUAUGCGCAUAUAAUGAAUUUAGUUUUGCAUGAUACGUGUAAAAAAAAUUAAGAAUAUCGUCAUUUCUUGCCAGUUUAGCUCACCUAAACGGAUUACUGGUUUAGAACAAAUUUGUUUCGAAAAAAGCAAACAGUUUGUCAGACGCGAUGAAAUUUUAAAUCUCAGGUUAGUUUUAUCUAAGCAGAUUAUCUCUGGUAGUUUUAGUAUCUGUAGCAGAUUUUCGUGAACAGCUUUUGGAAGUUUUUGAUUUUAUUAUUGAAGGCGACGAUUUUGAAAGUGGCGAUACCUCGAUCCGUGAAGCAAUCAGUUUGAAAACUUUAUUAAAUAAUUACUCUUUUAAUAUUCUUUUAAAUAUUUUUAAGACAGAGUUUGCCCAAGAUAUUCAUUGUUGUUCAAAAUUAGUCAACUGACGUUAUUUAUUCCAAAAAUAGAAUGCGAAAGCUGGUGCAAAAUCUAAGAGAUUUUCGUAAUGAUAGUAGUUUCCAAUAUACCUAUACGCAGUGACGUUUUGGAUUCGCUUGAUAUUUCCGAACCAUCCCAAAAAAGACAACGACAUGAUACAUAUCUCGAAAAACGAGUAGGUAUAUCUUGAAAUUUUGGAUACCUACUAUUAUAUGCAAAUAGAUACUCGUUUUUCGAAUUUUGAAGAUUUGAAAAUUUUUGACCUCUUUGACGAUUCAAAAUUUAAAAGUUGCCUUCGCCAAAGAAUUUUCAAGAUAUUUAUUAUUACAAGUUAGGUACAUAAAAAUUAUGCCGAUCCAAAUAUUUUCAGAAAGUGGGAUAAGUUACAAAAUAUCGUCCCUUAGCUUACAACACCGCUCAAGUCGAAAAUUGGACAGUAUAUUUGGAAUUAUGUAUAUGACAUAUACAUACCGUUGGAUAGGUCUGCUCAUUGCGCAUCUAACCAUUUGUCACAUGAUUUAGAUUUCAGUCAAUCAGAUGCCGUAAUUCAAAAAGUAGUGACACUGCGCAAGUCAUCAACCUGUAUCAUGGUCAACACCGCACAAGUCGCUCUGUGAUUAUAUGUUUGUACGUGAGUUUUACUGCUGAAAAGUCUAGUAACCAAGAAGUUUUUAUAGAAGAUUAAGAGAUAAGCUAUAUAAUAAAGUAAUGUUUAUUCAUUUACGCGUAUUAAUAUAGAAAGAAAUGAUAAUAAAAUAACUUAAGCGGUGUUUACUAACGGUAUUUUUUUAAACUUAGGCGGUGUUUCAAAAAGUAGUUUUUUUCGUCUCCUGUAAAGUUGGUAAAAAUUACUUAUGCGGUGUUGUUAGCUAAGGGACGAUAUGUAUGUAUAAUUAUAUGUAAUAAGUACUGCAAUCCAUUACAACAAACUGUUCAUCAAUUUUCUUAUUACCACCAAUUUCUGCCUCAAAUAAACGGGAUUUAUAUUGUCUCAAAAGAAUCAACACGUAUUGUGGAAACAUCAUGAAACAAGAGAGAACGUCAAGUACAUCAAAUAAAAAAAAACAAAAAACAACAAAUUCUCCUAUGAUGAUUUAAGCCUUAUAGUUUGAUGGUAUACCUAUAUGAGGAGACAAAAAACCUUGCCGACCCUGUCUUUAAGGCCACGAGCCGCCACUGCAAACAAGGACCGAGGAUCGCGGACAAGACAGUAAGAGUGAGAUUCUCAUUAAAAAUUGAAUCAAGUCCGCGACUCCCAAAUGAGUUCGUGAAGAUUAAAAAAAAACGCUUCACGCUUGAAGGUGCGAAAUUUGUUCAUAAAUAAAACAUCUUUGGAUCGACAUACGAAAGUUCACACUGCACUGGUUAACGCACUACCUUAAAAAUUGAUCAUUUUUAAUGUCUCGAAUUUCCUAAACCUGUUAUCCGAUUUAAGUGAUUUUUUUAACAUGUCACAUAGUACAUUGAAUCGUGGAUUUUGCUUCAAAUUUUAAAGAACCGCUUAGAUUCACAUAAAAUAUUGCUUACACAUAGGUAACAUGUCAAAAAAGACAAGUGAUAUUGUGCCGAUGUGGCGCUUUUGUCCCUUCUCAAAGGUGAAAAAAAUUAAAGUAAGUCUGGAAAUGGAUAAACUGACUAAUUCUAAGCAACUUUUUUUCUAUAGAGGUUUUUCAGUCAGUCAAUACUUUCAGAGUUAUUCGCGAGUGAAUGUGUUCAUUUUGUUAACAAGAUCACGUUUUUAAAUGGUUUUUCGCAAAUAACUCAGGAAGUAAGUAUUUAUCAAAAAAACAUUCUUAGCAAAAAUAUACCUAUCAUAUAAAAAAAAGUGAAAAAAAUGGUGUACUUAUGAAUGAACUCCUAGACCCAGUAGAAGCAAAGUUGUAGCUGAUGAAAAAUAGGUUCAUGUCAGUCAAAUUUCAAAGUAAAAAAAAAACAGAAAUAAAUAAACAAACGCUCAUAUGGUAUUCAUUGAUCUUGUUCCAUUAGUAAUGAAUCAUUAGUAUUUAGUAUAAAAAGUUAUGUUCCUAAUUAUUACAAAUAAAUUAUUAUACCAAUAAAA